AUGAAAGCCUCUCAUACGCGUCUCACGGCAUCUCGCAUAGAGUGGCCGGUGCUGCAGCGGAGCGGUGUCUUGGGUGGUCUGGAGCUUUCAAGGUCACCCCAUACCCAUGCGGGCAGACUGACCACAAGGUCCAUACUUCUAAGCAGCGUGGCGAGCAUCGUUUGUGGUGCUGGAGCUGGGCAUCGCCUCAACCAGCACAGCAUCCGACGAAUGAGAGCUGUAUCGCGACGCUCCGUACGAGUGCCAGAAGCUAUUCGCUUGGUCGCUGUGAAAGAUGGACAGCUUGCAAUUGAUGAGCUGGGUCUCUCUAUGCUUGCAAAGUCGUUGAGCGCCUCAUCCUGUGAACACAUUGCGGUGGUCUCGAUAGCAGGUGCUUUGAGACAGGGCAAAUCCUUCUUCCUCGACCUCUUUGCAAGAUAUUUAGAGUCGAAAUCGUCCGAGGGCUGGCUGGCAGAGUCUCUGCAAGAUCAUCAGCGAUUUCAUUGGAGGUCGGGCAUGGAGCGCAUCACCGAAGGGAUUUGGGUGUGCCCCCACGUUUUCAAGGGACCGAGUUCGGCAAAGACGCGGGUUGGCCUUCUGCUCCUGGACACACAGGGCACCUACGAGCCCGGCGCUGCCCGUUGGCAGAAUAACUCUCUGCUGGGUCUGGCUGGACUUCUGUCCGCCACGCUCCUCUUCAACGUGUCCAAGCAGCUGCAACAGGACACUAUCGAAGAUCUGCAGGUGGCGAUGGAACUGUUGCACAUGAGCUGUCGCCACCAUGGAAGGCCGCGACCUCCUUCAGACUCCAAGAAUCUGACUUUUUUGGUGCGAGAUUGGGCUCAUGAGGAGCCUCUUCCUAACGAUGCGAGUACAGAGCCCGGGCUGCUGAUGCCGAUGAAUGCCCAGGAACACCAAAUCCUGACAACCUUCGUCCAUUCGACCACAGCGGGUCAGGGCUUGGGUCAGUUCUUCGAGUCGCUGGAGUGCCGCACGCUGCCGCACCCAGGCCACAUCGACUCGCCUUCCUGGGGAGGCAUGAGCUCAGAAAUCUCUUUGGGAUUCAUUGGCAAAUGCCAAAGGCUCUUUGACGCCCUUUCCACGGCAGCAAGUGCUCAAGUCGGGGCCGCUAUUGCGGUCCAGGAUUUUCAGCAAACAUUGCGGGACUCCGUAGCUGUCUUGAAUUCCUCUCAGGAGCUACCAGAAAGUGACAAGAGUUACAGCGUGGCGUUGUCAGAUCUGAGUAUGUUAACUGCAGUGGAGCGGGCACGGUCUUGCUAUCGAGCCAGCAUGUAUCGGUCGGGAGCCUUGAUGAAAGGGAAGGCAAGACUUCCAGAGAUCUUGCUCGGGGAUGUGGCCGCUACGCGAGCGCUGGUGGCAGAGGAGCUUGCUGGAGCCCACCGUGAGGCUGUGAUGGCAGCCACCGCCGAGCUCCAGAAAAUGGCGCUCUUCUCCGAAGAGGAUGCAGUGGCUCAAAGCGUGAGCGAGCUUGAGGAGGAGCUGGAGCGGGAGUUAGUCCGCGUGCAGGAAGAAAAUGAGCAGUGGAACCAGAAGCGCCUGAACGGUCUGGCCGACAUGACGCUGGCGGCAGUUGCGGUAACAGGCCUGGUGCCUCCCGCCGGGCCAGCCAUUGCUGCUGCCAUGGUGCCUGCAUAUUUGCAGCUUGGCAAGAUCAGACAACUCCAUCUUGGCCCAGCGGUGCACCAGAAGGCUCGCUGCUACCAAUAG
Messenger RNA from Symbiodinium natans, 1707 nucleotides. The record is from the annotation of a GenBank genome assembly. Lineage: Eukaryota; Dinophyceae; Suessiales; Symbiodiniaceae.